Austrofundulus limnaeus is the source of this 240-nucleotide messenger RNA. Its product is annotated as serine/arginine repetitive matrix protein 2. NCBI's taxonomy places the organism in Eukaryota, Metazoa, Chordata, Actinopteri, Cyprinodontiformes, Rivulidae. The record is from RefSeq and is a predicted model, not a curated record.
CCUCCUCUCCUCCUCCCUUCAGAAGCCCCUCCUCCUCUCCUCUCUUCAGACCCUCCUCCUCCUCUCCUCCUCCCUUCAGAAGCCCCUCCUCCUCCCUGUCCUCAGCUGUCAGUCAUGUGUCUGCUGGUCCUGUGGAGCUGGAGGCUCGGAAGAGGAGGAAGAGGAGGCAGCAGCAGGUGGCUGACACCAUGAAGAGGAGACGUCCUCAGCUCACACUGCAGCCUGACGACAACCAGACAG